AUCAUCAUUUUUUCUUGUCAUCUCUUCGAAUCGAAUCGCAUCGAUACGCCAAACAGAAAGAAAAAUGCGUUGUUUAUUGAUAAUAACAUUGUUAUUUAUUCAAUCAGCCGAUUAUUUUGUUUAUUCCCGAAGAUUAUUGUUUGGACGUCCAAUCGAUAAACACGGAUUUUUGGGUUUACCUCGUACUACGUUGAAACAAUCCGAAAUCGAAUCAAUCGCUAAAGAACAAUGGUUUGAACAAAAAUUGGAUCAUUUUGAUCCAACCAAUUUGUUAACGUGGAAACAACGAUAUUUUAUCAACGAUGAUAUGUUCAAUCGAAGCAAUACAAAUUCACCGAUAUUUUUACAGUUAGGUGGUGAAGGUGAAGCAAGUGCAGUUUGGCUCAAAGAAGGACAAAUUGCCACAAAUUAUGGUCCACAUUAUCAAGCAUUACAAAUUCUUUUGGAACAUCGAUAUUAUGGCCAAUCAAGACCGACCCAGGACAUGUCAACAGAAAAUCUUAAAUAUUUAACUAGUGAACAAGCAUUGCAAGAUGCAGCAAAUUUCAUUGAAUUUAUCAAUGAAAAAUAUGGAUUAAACAAACAUAAAUGGAUUGUAUUUGGUGGAUCAUAUUCAGGUUCAUUGGCUGCAUGGUUUCGUAUGAAAUAUCCACAUUUAGUUGCUGGUGCUAUUGCAUCAAGUGCACCAGUACAAGCCGUACUUGAUUUUGAAGAUUAUCUCAAAGUUGUCGAUGAAUCAUUGGGUAAAAAAUGUGUUCGUGAAAUCAAAUCAGCUACUGAUGAUCUGACCGAAUUGAUAAAAUCGAAAAAUAAUUGGCCCGUUAUUGAAAAGAAAUUUAAACUGUGCACACCAUUCAAUGGCACAAAUUCAUUGGAUGUUUCGAAUUUUUUCGGCAAUCUUGCCGGAAAUUUUGAAGGUGUUGUUCAAUAUAAUAAAGAUAAUCGUGCUUUUGAGGGUGGUUCAAGUAUUACGAUCGAUGAUUUAUGUUCAGUAAUGACAGAUUUAAAUUCAAAUAUCAAUUCGACUGAUCGUUUGGCUAAAGUGAAUCAAAUCCUAUUGAAAUCUCAAUCACAAGAAUGUUUGGAAUUUAAAUAUGAUGAUUAUGUGAAAAAAAUGUUGGUUGUUGAUUUUGAUAAAACCGAAGUUCCCAGUGCUCGACAAUGGGUUUAUCAAACUUGUACGGAAUUUGGUUUCUAUCAAACAUCCGAUCGUAAUGAUCAACCAUUUGGACAUUAUUUUCCAUUAGAUUUUUUCAUAAAACAAUGUAUCGAUAUUUAUGGAUCAGAAUUUAAUAAGAAUUUUCUGGAAAAAUCCAUACAAUUCACAAAUAAUUUUUAUGGUGGUUAUAAUCUUACUGUAUCGAAUGUUAUGUUCAUCAAUGGUUUGAUUGAUCCAUGGCAUGCAUUGGGUAUUCUUGAAGAUUUAAAUCCCACUGCCAAAGCAUUAGUUAUGAAAAAGACUGCACAUUGUGCCGAUAUGUAUCCAGAUUCCAGUGAAGAUCCAUCCGAAUUAAAAUCAACAAGAAAUGUUAUCAAACAAAUGAUUGGCAAAUUUAUUCAAUAAUUUUAUUUGCGAACAAAAAAAAUCAAAUCUUUAAAUAUCUAUGAUGAUAUUGAAGAUAUUUAUCAUCAUCAUCAUUAUGAUUAUCACUGAUUGUUAAGAUUGUUAUACCUAAUAAACGACAAUGUUGAUAGAUUUGAUCAAUUAAAUUAUCCAUUAACGAUAAUUUGGUUAUAUUUUCAAUAAUUAAUAAUUUUGGUCGAAUUAUGAAUGCAACUAAAAAAUUUAAUAAAUGUUUUUGUUUGUCCAGAAGA
This is a messenger RNA of Dermatophagoides pteronyssinus (European house dust mite), 1815 nucleotides long. Its product is annotated as putative serine protease F56F10.1. Lineage: Eukaryota; Metazoa; Arthropoda; Arachnida; Sarcoptiformes; Pyroglyphidae. Gene Ontology annotation, biological process: proteolysis. Gene Ontology annotation, molecular function: dipeptidyl-peptidase activity; serine-type exopeptidase activity. The record is from RefSeq and is a predicted model, not a curated record.